AUGAGCAAAGACGACGAAUACGACUACCUCUUCAAAGUUGUCCUUAUCGGAGACUCUGGCGUAGGAAAGUCUAACCUGGUCUCGCGUUUCACAAGGAACGAGUUCAACUUGGAAUCAAAGUCGACCAUCGGUGUCGAGUUCACAACGAGAAGCAUCCAGGUCGAUGCAAAGACGAUCAAGGCACAGAUUUGGGACACCGCUGGACAGGAGCGUUACCGUGCCAUCACUUCUGCUUACUACCGUGGAGCUGUCGGUGCCCUACUGGUCUACGAUAUCGCCAAGCAUGCUACUUAUGAGAACGUUGGCCGCUGGCUCAAGGAGCUCCGCGACCACGCCGAUAACAACAUUGUGAUCAUGCUUGUUGGUAACAAGAGCGAUUUGCGUCACCUUCGUGCUGUCCCCACCGAGGAGGCCAAGCAGUUCGCCGCCGAGAACGGACUCUCCUUCAUCGAGACCUCAGCCUUGGAUUCCAGCAACGUUGAGCUUUCCUUCCAGCGCAUCCUCACAGAAAUCUACCGCAUUGUGUCCAACAAGGCAUUGGAGAGCAAUGGAGACGUCAUUAGACCCACUGGAGGCGAGACCAUCAACGUCAGCCCCAACUCUGGAGAUGCUGCAGCUGCAGGAAAGUGCUGUUAA
Messenger RNA from Linnemannia hyalina, 636 nucleotides. Lineage: Eukaryota; Fungi; Mortierellomycota; Mortierellomycetes; Mortierellales; Mortierellaceae. The record is from the annotation of a GenBank genome assembly.